UUGACAGAUGUCAGCCUUGUCAACUGUUUCAAAAACAAUAUUUUGUGGUAGAAAUACUGUUUCUAUUAUAAAAGUAGAUAAAAUUCAUUAAUAUUUUUUUCAAAUGAAUGUUGCAGUUGCCACAGUUUUAAUAAAUUAUUAAUUAUAGAACUUAUAAUUACGUGCCGGUGUAGCCGCAGCCAGUGAAAUUUACCAAGAAAAUGAGUUGUUGUAUAUCCCGCGUGGUUGCAGUGCGAUCGUCGCCCGCAAGAACGAGAACGAAUUUAUUGGAAAAAACGGACUUUCACGUAUUAAACCACAAGAUCCGUUCGUUAGCCUUGAGCAGUUUACGAAGUGCUGCUAAAGUUAAGGGAAAAAUGCAUGCCAAACUAUCUCCUGAGGAGAGAAACACCACCCUGACAGCUGUCUUAAACCAGGGAUGGAACUUAGUAGAGAACAGGGAUGCUAUUUAUAAAGAAUUCCUUUUCAAAGAUUUUAAUCAGGCUUUUGGGUUUAUGUCACGUGUGGCAUUACUGUCUGAAAAAAUGGAUCAUCACCCAGAGUGGUUCAAUGUCUAUAAUAAGGUACAGGUAACCCUCUCUUCCCAUGAUGUCAGUGGGCUAAGUGGAAGGGAUUUGAAAUUGGCCAACUUUAUGGAGGACGUAGCAAAAAGUAUUAAGCCCUAAGUAUUUGCCUCCAAUUUGAAAAUGGCUGUUUGUGGUGAUUCAAUGUUCAAUAGUUGUUAUGUUCUAAAAUAUAUGUUAUAUAUUUA
This is a messenger RNA of Anoplophora glabripennis (Asian longhorned beetle), 751 nucleotides long. RefSeq names its product pterin-4-alpha-carbinolamine dehydratase. Gene Ontology annotation, biological process: tetrahydrobiopterin biosynthetic process. NCBI's taxonomy places the organism in Eukaryota, Metazoa, Arthropoda, Insecta, Coleoptera, Cerambycidae. Gene Ontology annotation, molecular function: 4-alpha-hydroxytetrahydrobiopterin dehydratase activity. The record is from RefSeq and is a predicted model, not a curated record. The transcript has 3 exons. The coding region runs from base 201 to 665 and encodes 154 amino acids.